This is a messenger RNA of Equus quagga, 1116 nucleotides long. It is a transcript of the gene NSA2, whose product is annotated as NSA2 ribosome biogenesis factor. Bases 156 to 938 code for a protein of 260 amino acids. Gene Ontology annotation, biological process: maturation of LSU-rRNA; maturation of 5.8S rRNA. The record is from RefSeq and is a predicted model, not a curated record. Gene Ontology annotation, cellular component: preribosome, large subunit precursor; nucleolus. Lineage: Eukaryota; Metazoa; Chordata; Mammalia; Perissodactyla; Equidae. The transcript is spliced from 6 exons.
CGGGUGUGUGGCGCUUUCUGUGGACUCCGUCGUUUUCGAAGUGUCCCUUUCCUGUCGCUGGGUGCGUGGAGUCGGCUCGUGGGUCUCCAAGACCCGAAAGUUGAGAGCUUCUUUGCGCCCCGGCGGCUGCGCGUGGCGGCUCGGCGGCCGGCACGAUGCCACAAAACGAAUAUAUUGAGUUACACCGUAAGCGCUAUGGAUAUCGUUUGGAUUACCAUGAGAAAAAGAGAAAGAAGGAAGGUCGAGAAGCUCAUGAACGUUCCAAGAAGGCAAAAAAGAUGAUUGGUCUGAAAGCUAAGCUCUACCAUAAACAGCGCCAUGCUGAGAAAAUCCAAAUGAAAAAGACUAUCAAGAUGCAUGAAAAGAGAAACACCAAACAAAAGAAUGAUGAAAAGACUCCACAAGGAGCAGUACCUGCAUACCUGCUGGACCGAGAGGGGCAGUCCCGAGCUAAAGUGCUUUCCAAUAUGAUUAAACAGAAACGAAAAGAGAAAGCGGGAAAAUGGGAAGUCCCUCUGCCGAAAGUUCGUGCUCAGGGAGAAACAGAAGUAUUAAAAGUUAUUCGAACAGGAAAGAGAAAGAAGAAAGCCUGGAAGAGGAUGGUUACUAAAGUCUGCUUUGUUGGAGAUGGGUUUACUCGAAAACCACCGAAAUAUGAAAGAUUCAUUAGGCCAAUGGGCUUACGUUUCAAGAAGGCCCAUGUAACCCACCCUGAACUGAAGGCCACCUUUUGCCUGCCCAUCCUGGGCGUGAAGAAGAAUCCCUCCUCCCCGCUAUAUACCACUUUGGGUGUUAUCACCAAAGGUACUGUCAUCGAGGUGAACGUGAGCGAGCUAGGCCUUGUGACACAAGGAGGCAAGGUCAUCUGGGGAAAAUAUGCCCAGGUUACCAACAAUCCUGAAAAUGAUGGAUGCAUAAAUGCAGUCUUACUGGUUUGACAGCAGUUUCCCACAAGUAGCUCCUUAAUGAUUAUUGAAGACUACAUACCAAUCAAUCAGGAAAACCACCAUUACUGUGAUGUUUCUGAAUACUGCCAACCAGCCUUACACGUCUGCAGUCAUCAAGAGAACUAUUUAUUCUAUUGUAAAAAACAGUAAAAUGGCCCAGUUUUACAAA